AUGUUGCAUCAUUGGAUUCAUCGUGACCAUGUCAAUAUUGUUUUCCCGGAGAUUGCGGAUGAAUUAUGGAAUUUAUAUCUUUUCAGUGAUGUUAGCAUUCCUUUCCAUUGGCCUAAAUACAGCUUGAUUUCAUUCGCUUUAACAAUAAUCGCAGGAGGAACAGCAAUUUUACUUGGUUUCAGAUCAAUACGAUUUACAUUCAAAGGAUAUUACUUCUUCUUCCUACUGCCUAUCUUCCUAUUCAUCAUUGGAAAUGUCUUCUACAUUCUUUUUCGAAUAUAUGGUUUUCCAUUCGACAUAUUAGCUGGAAUAUUCCUCGAUACCUCAAUAACUCUUGCUAUAUACUUGUCUACAGUGUGGUUAAAAUAUUCUCCUGAUAAAACAGUCCAUUCGCCAGUGUUUAUAGUCUUCCUUGAAUUCACUGAGUUGGUGGCACUAUUCCUGGAAUCUGCUGUCGUAUUCUCUAAAACUGACUUAAAACGUUGA
Molecule: messenger RNA, 486 nt
Organism: Trichobilharzia regenti
Lineage: Eukaryota; Metazoa; Platyhelminthes; Trematoda; Strigeidida; Schistosomatidae
Source: the annotation of a GenBank genome assembly